Messenger RNA from Danio aesculapii, 987 nucleotides. Its product is annotated as mu-type opioid receptor-like. The transcript has a single exon. Gene Ontology annotation, cellular component: membrane. Lineage: Eukaryota; Metazoa; Chordata; Actinopteri; Cypriniformes; Danionidae. Gene Ontology annotation, molecular function: G protein-coupled receptor activity. Gene Ontology annotation, biological process: G protein-coupled receptor signaling pathway; immune response. The coding region runs from base 1 to 987 and encodes 328 amino acids. The record is from RefSeq and is a predicted model, not a curated record.
AUGAUGGAGCUCAACGCAAGCUUCAAUUCAACACCUAUUCAAUUCAACACUAAUUCAACGCCUGCUGUGGGUUCAGAGAAGAUCGCUCCUGCUGUGGUUCUGGGUUUGUGUUGUUUGGUGGGUUUGCCGAGCAACAUUGCAGUAAUCGUCAGCAUUGCUCGUGAGUGGAACAAAAAUCUGAGCUUCACUUUAAAACUGAUGCUCAACCUUGCGGUCUCUGAUGCUUUGAGUCUUUGCUUGGCUCCUUUUGUGCUGUUUGGAAUACUAUUUGGAUGGAAAUUUGGCCUUUGGUUUUGUAAGAUUCUGUUCUUCAUGGGUCACUGGAGUCUGUAUGUUGGUGUCCUGACAGUCACGUCCAUGAGUGUGCACCGCUAUCACAAUGUCAUCAAGACAAGGGUCGCUAACAGGAUGAUUCUGCACAGGCUGGAGCGACGACACAGACACCUUCAGCUGAUCUGCAUCUGGACUCUCGCCUUUGUUUUUGCCCUACCAGUAUUUUUCACCCAAGGACUCAAAGACAGGGAUGGUUUCCAAAGAUGUCAGAGGACAAUGAGUUCACUGGCUGUAGAAGUGACUGUAUUAUUUCUUGAGAUCCUGUUGGGGUUUGUCAUUCCAUUUUUAAUCAUGUUGACAUGUUAUCUGUGGCUGCAUAAAGGUUUGAGUCAAAACUCCAGCUUAACAAGAGCUCCACAGGAGCAGGAAUCCAAAAACCGGAGAACUAACUUCAAGGUUUACAAGAAGAGACUUGUGAUCAGCAUCGUUGUGGCUUUCUUUGUGUUUUGGACUCCUGUGCACAUCAUCAAUGUGAUUGAUAUAGUAAUUACUCUGACUAAAACAUCUGAUCCAGAAGUUCAUUCCCAGCUGAAGUCCUUCCGUCGUGUUUAUGGUGACUUAAGCAAGGCUUCGGCUUUGUUUAACUGUUGUUUGAAUCCUUUCCUUUAUGCUAUUUCUUUAGGAAAUCUUGUUAAAUGUUUCAGAAAGAGAUGA